Messenger RNA from Pyrenophora tritici-repentis Pt-1C-BFP, 1476 nucleotides. Lineage: Eukaryota; Fungi; Ascomycota; Dothideomycetes; Pleosporales; Pleosporaceae. The record is from RefSeq and is a predicted model, not a curated record.
AUGAAGUCUGUCGCUUCCUACGCGGCGGCUGCCGCGGUCCUAUCGGGAUCUGCCAACGCCUUCUGGCGCAUGCCUUGCCGUGCCCGAACAGGUCUCGCCCGUCUCGAUCCUAUCGUCGACUUCGGAAUCGCCUCAUCCCACAGUCACACCAUCCACGGUGGUGGUAACUUUGGUGAAUCAACUACCUAUGAGAUGCUCCGCGAGUCUGAGUGCACGUCAUGCCAGUUCAGCGACGACAAGUCCGCCUACUGGACCCCUUCGCUCCACUUUGUCCACGAGGACGGCAUGACCGAGGUUGUUCCUCAGGUUGGCGGUAUGCUUGCAUACUACCUCCUUUUGGGCGAAAACAUCAAGGCCUUUCCCAAGGGCUUCGAGAUGGUUGCCGGUGACUCCCGUCUGCGCAACUUCACUGGUCCCGUUCCAGACCCGCCAACCUCGUCCUGGGGCCCAGAGGACAAGACUCAAUUCGCCCUUGGCCAGAAGGCCCUCGGCUUCAACUGCCUCAACUACGACAUUGCCCCCGAGGGCUCGCGUUUCCGCCACACUCUGCCCAGCAAGGAGUACUUGGAUGCCCACUGCAAGAACGGUAUCCGUGCUGAGCUUUUCUUCCAAUCCUGCUGGAACGGCAAGGACGUCACCGCUCCUGACCACAAGAGCCACGUCGCCUACCCCGACAUGAUUCAGGGUGGCAAAUGUCCCAAGGGCUACGAGACCCGUCUGCCUUCGCUGUUCUACGAGACCAUCUGGGACACGUACAAGUUCAAGGGAGUGCCUGGUCAAUUCCUCUUCUCCAACGGUGACCCCACCGGCUGCGGAUACCACGGUGACUUUAUGAACGGCUGGGACGUCGACACCCUUCAGCAAGCCGUCGACACCUGCACCAACCUCUCUGGCCGUGUCGAGGACUGCCCAGUCUUCUCUGGAUCCCUGCAAACCGAACUCGAGCAGAACAUGUGCAAGAUCAAGGAGAUGCCCAAGAUCCUUGACGACGAUGACUGCGCCGGUCCCGUCGAGGGUCUCUGCGGUAACGUUCCUGUCCAAUAUGGUCCCGGCUACGCGGACCCUGCUGGAGCCGCUUCGCCAGGAAAGCCAAACAAGCCUGUCCUCUCUUCCGUUGAGAUGUCUACGCAAUCCUACGCCCCUGCUCGCUCUACCGGUGCCGGUGGUAUCUCCGUCUACAACGUCGGUGUCGGCGUUGGCAUCAACGUUGGCAUCAACGCUGCACCUUCAUCCUCGUCUUCGUCUUCGUCUUCUCCCACGCCCGCCGCUGCCCCCGCCGCUGCCAUCACUCCCGUCGCAGAACCUGCCGAAGACGAUGGCACCAUCAUCUCCACCAGCACCUACGUCAAGGACGGUGUCGUAUACGAGGUUGUCAUCAAGGAAGUCAUCACCUACGUUACCGUCGACUCGAAGCGUCGCCGCCACGCUCACAAGCACCGCCGCGACCGCGAGCACGGUCUUUUGGGCCGCCACUAA